CCCGGGGCGUGCGGCGGGCACUGCGGGGCGCGCGGCUAUGCCCUGGCUGCUGCCCCGCGGCUGCCCGGCCCAGGCGCUCCCCGCGCUGCUGCUGCUGCUGCUGCUCCGGCCGCCGGCGACGUGGGGCAUCACCUGUCCUACCCCCACGUCUGUGCAACAUGCAGACAUCCGUGUCAAGAGCUACAGUGUGAACUCCAGGGAGCGGUAUGUGUGUAUCUCAGGUUUCAAGCGCAGAGCCGGCACGUCCAGCCUGACCGAGUGCGUGUUGAACAAGACCACCAACACCGCCCAUUGGACGACUCCCAAUCUUGAGUGCAUCAGAGACCCCUCCCUGACUCACCAAAGGCCAGUGCCGUUCUCCACAGCAACAACGGCAAGGGUGACCCCACAGCCAGAGAGCCCCUCCCCUUCUGGAAAAGCUUCAUCUCCCAGGCCAGACACCACCGUGGCCACAGAGACAGCUAUGGCACCGCGCCGCCCCUCCAAUCCACCCUCCGCAGGACCCACAGCCCCGGGCAGGCGGGAGUCCGCCCAGGCCCCCUCUCGGACCACAGCCAGGACCUGGGAAGGCACGUCUUCCGCCUCCCUCCAGCCGCCAGGUGCUAAUCCCUUCAGCUCCAGAGAUGUCACCGUGACCAUCUCCUCCUCCGCCGUUGUGCUGUGUGUGCUGGGCGUGGCCCUGCUGGCCUGUUGCCUCAAAUCAAGGCAAACUUCCCGGCCGAACAAUGUUGAGAUGGAAACCAUGGAAGCUCAGCCGAUGACCAGCAACAGAGAGGAAGACACGGAAACCGGCCCACACCACCUCUGAAUCCCGGGCGAGACCAGCCCGGCCACACCUGCAGGGAAGAGCCACUCCGCUUUAGCUGCAGAGGACUGAGGAGACUCGCAGGGCGGUGGGCACAGGAGCAAGCCCACCAGGAUAACCAAACGCCCCUGGUGUGCUCCCACCAACUGUGCCUGGCCCGCAUGUCCCCAGGAUGAGCCAGAAGGUUCUCCAGCGUGGGGAUGGAUGCCACCCGCCCGCCUACCCACCUGCCCACCACAGGGGCCGGCUUCCCCAAGUCUGAGCAGCUGAAGCCCCCCCCCCCCCCCGCCCCGGGAGAGGCCGAAGGAUUCUGGGCAGGGCAUUUAUUUCACUGGAACACGUAUUCAGGACAGCUCAUUAGCUUGGCUGUGUGUUCCAGCCCUCAUCCCGACUUGCAGUUUACAGAGAAGAGUAAAAAACUUAGGCUCUCAGCUACGAGGCUCCUCCCGGCUUGGGAGGCGUCUACAGGGGAGACUCCAGCGUUCAAGCUCCCACGACACUGUGUGCUGCCCCAGUGUGCCCACGGGGGGCCCAGAGAGGAGGAAGCGACACUGGGCCUGGUGAAUCCUCUUGAUUGAAGGGUCAGAAAGCACAAAACAGAACUCACUGACACUUUUAUGUAUGUGCAAUUAUAUUUAUACUUGUCUGUUGUAUCUACAUAGUGUGUAUGAUUUGCAUUUUGAGAUUGUGCCUUGUAAAAAUAAAAUAUCUAUUUUCAA
This is a messenger RNA of Lemur catta (Ring-tailed lemur), 1524 nucleotides long. It is a transcript of the gene IL15RA, whose product is annotated as interleukin 15 receptor subunit alpha. The record is from RefSeq and is a predicted model, not a curated record. The coding region runs from base 38 to 808 and encodes 256 amino acids. The transcript is spliced from 7 exons. Gene Ontology annotation, biological process: interleukin-15-mediated signaling pathway. Gene Ontology annotation, molecular function: interleukin-15 receptor activity. Gene Ontology annotation, cellular component: plasma membrane. Lineage: Eukaryota; Metazoa; Chordata; Mammalia; Primates; Lemuridae.